Molecule: messenger RNA, 525 nt
Organism: Penicillium waksmanii
Lineage: Eukaryota; Fungi; Ascomycota; Eurotiomycetes; Eurotiales; Aspergillaceae
Exons: 1
Coding region: 1-525 (174 amino acids)
Molecular function (GO): protein dimerization activity
Source: RefSeq, a predicted model, not a curated record
AUGGAUGAGACUGAUGCUUAUUAUACUGCAUUAAUUCUGGAUCCGAGGAUAAAGGGAGAUCUUCUGCUUCGUGAGCUAUCUGGUGAUGGGGCUGGACAAAUGAUUGUUGAUUCAAUUCGUGAGAAUAUGCAUCAGAAGUAUCAUCAUGAGUCAGUUAAUGAAGACUUUAUAGUCUCUGUUGAUCCUAUAUUGGAUAUCCAUGAUGAUCCUGAGGUCAGAAUGCUAGGGCGAUUAGCACCUAUUGCCAGAAAGGCAGCUGGAUCUGAUAUCGAUGAGUAUUUUACAACACCGCGAGUUGAUAUUAAACCAUCUGGGGAUCGAGAGUGGUUAGCUAAAUGGUGGCGGGAUCGUCGUGAUAGUAUGCCUCAGAUGGCUGCAGCUGCACGGGAUUAUCUUGCAAUUUCUGCAUCUGAGGUAUCUGUUGAACGUCUAUUUAGUGCUGGUCGUGAUCUUAUAAAGGUUCGACGAACGUCGUUGCGUGCGGAUACGAUGCGAAUAUUAAUGUUGAUGGACGAUGUUAUGUAG